Molecule: messenger RNA, 622 nt
Organism: Morone saxatilis (striped sea-bass)
Lineage: Eukaryota; Metazoa; Chordata; Actinopteri; Moronidae
Gene: timm8b
Product: translocase of inner mitochondrial membrane 8 homolog B (yeast)
Exons: 2
Coding region: 127-396 (89 amino acids)
Source: RefSeq, a predicted model, not a curated record
CGCAUCGGAUGAUUUGUAGAUCGACCGGCUGCAGCGCUCACUCGCGGUGAAACCGAAGGUCACCUCAUCUUGUCUCGACCAACUCUGUGUGGAUACGGAGUUGUUCUGUGACCAUUCAAUAACGCAAUGGACGGUUAUGACAAUUUAAGUGCGUCGGAGAAAGCGGAGGCGACGGAGCUCCAGCGUAUGAUCGCCAUAGAGCAACAGAAGGCGCAGUUCCAGGCACAGGUGCACACUUUCACUGAUGUCUGCUGGGACAAGUGCGUGGACAGUCCAGGCUCAAAGCUGGACUACCGGACAGAGACGUGCCUGCAGAGCUGCGUUGAACGUUUCAUUGACACCACCCUGACCAUUACUAACCGCUUCACGCAGAUGGUGCAGAAGGGCGCUCAUUAAUAAUGGACUAAAGAUGCCAACAGGACUGUGUAAUGACAUAGAUAAAAAUGUAUUCCUUACGUGUUGCUGGAAGAUAUUGUGAAGAGGACAUGUUUUUUAUAACUUACUGUUUUAAGUUUUUGACUUGUGGUCCUAACUGGAAACUCUGGUUGUAGCUGCAAAUGGCAGCAAGAAGUAUCAUGUAAUGUGACAAUAGUAAAGUGACACACAGUACGCUCACACUCAA